AUGAAAACUAGACCAACCAGUCCAAAACUUUGACUAGAGUUGAGCUCUCUUUCUUUUCAUUUAAGACCAUAGAAUACCUUAGAUCAUAUGAGAGAGAGAGAGAGAGAAUGGAUGGAUUGCAAAGGUCUGCAAUAUCAUUCAGAAGACAAGGCUCAUCAGGAUUAGUAUGGGAUGACAAGUUCUUAUCUGGAAAGCUGAACCAAACAAAGCCAAAAGAUCAUCAACAAGCAGAUGAAGGAAAGAGAGAUCACAGAGCAUCACAAAUGCAACGCAGUCGAUCCAACAGAGAACAUACAUAUCACACCGUUAAGGAUGUUGGUCCCACAAUCAACCCACCUUCUCCUAAGCUCUCUGCCUGUGGCUUCUGUGGCAUGUUAGGCAACCCACAAACAACCCCAAAACUUAGAUCAACCAAACUUAUUGAUAGCAGUAAGGGAGUGGAGAUCUUAGUACAUGAUGGUAGAGUUAUUGACAGCAGUUGUCUUUGUUCUUCGGAUUGCUGCUGCUGAUCUGUGAGGUGUGCUGCUGGUCUGGGUGAAAAGGACUGUUGCUGAUCUGAUCUGUGCGGAUUGCUGCUGUGAAGUUUGCUGCUGCUAUGGAUUUUGUCCUGUUUCUUGAUGGUUUGUAGUUUUUUGGUUGUUCGGUUUGUAUUAGGUUUGGUUAGAUUGUACUGGGAUGAGGUUGUUUGAGGUGUUUGUGGUUGGUUCCUCACCAACCAUUGAUGUUGUGCUAGCAUAUGAUUAGGCGGUCUUAUUAGUGUCAACCUAGUUGGGAUUGA
Molecule: messenger RNA, 778 nt
Organism: Camellia sinensis
Lineage: Eukaryota; Viridiplantae; Streptophyta; Magnoliopsida; Ericales; Theaceae
Source: RefSeq, a predicted model, not a curated record